AUGUCAGUCUUAACUGAAAAGGGACUACUACAGCCCUUCAUGAUCCUGCCUGGUCUGGACGUCACUCAACCUUUUUCUCGAACAACUCAGGGAACCGCACCGAGAAAUCAUUCGCAUCAUCGAGUCAGUAUUGCUAUCCCAACACACGAAAGAAUAAAUAAAGAUCCAAUGGUCCUUCGAACAUUUGCUGCCCAAACUUUCUUGGAUGCCGGUGAUGUUACAUCCCGAAUCUUGGAGGUUGUCAAGAAUUUCGACCAAGUGGAUGGAAACAAGGUCACGGAAAAGGUCAAGUUCACUGAGGAUUUGGGAUUGGAUUCCUUGGACGUUGUUGAGGUGGUAAUGGCCAUUGAGGACGAAUUUGCUAUUGAGAUCCCAGAUGCUGAGGCUGACAAGAUUGUCUCCAUCGCAGAUGCUGUAGACUACAUCAUUUCUCAUCCAAUGGCAAAGUAA
Molecule: messenger RNA, 450 nt
Organism: Cylindrotheca closterium
Lineage: Eukaryota; Bacillariophyta; Bacillariophyceae; Bacillariales; Bacillariaceae
Source: the annotation of a GenBank genome assembly